AUGUCUUUUGAGAAAGAAAAACCUGUUGUGACUGACGAGAAGGAUACCGCCGUUGGCGAGGUUCACGACGUUUGCGAGGUCCAACCUCACAUUAUGGACUGGAUUGCUCGUCAACUUGGUAUCCCACCUAACGAUAUCGACGGUACCUAUCCUCCUGAGGUUGCCUUCAUGGCUGAGAAGUUUUCUGAGAUGACCGAGAGCGAAGCGGUGGAGAUUUGCACAAAGGCUCUUCACAGUCAUAGGGUCGACCCCAACUUCAAGGACGCCUACAAGGAUCAGCUGGCUGAUCUAUUGGACGCUCUGAAUGGCACCAACUAUUCUGAUGAGAAAGAUGACUUGGAAUCCCCAUACAAUGAUCCCGUUGAACGAGCCAUGCUUCUCAAGUACUGGGCCACUCUCUUCAAUUGGUGGUCUCCUUAUCCCGAGGUAAGAGCCGUAACUGACCCCAUCGAUGAAGAUAACACCACAGUGAUGACCUGGCGAGUUAUCCUGCUAGGUACCAUCUGGGUCGCGGUGUCGGCCUUUGUCAACCAGUUCUUCGAGCCUCGACUUCCCGGUAUUUCUCUGAGUGCCUCCGUCGUCCAGCUGCUGCUCUAUCCCUCCGGUAGACUGUUGCAAUACUGUCUGCCAGACUGGGGGUUGACUUUUCGAGGAAACAGAUACACCCUCAACCCUGGACGAUGGUCGCAGAAAGAACAGCUGCUGUGCACCAUCAUGGUCAACUGUGCUGCUGGUACCCCCUACGUCACAAGUAACAUUUUCGUCCAAUACAUGCCCAUGUUCUACAACCAAUCCUGGGCUGGAGGUUUCGGAUACUCUUUCCUGCUAAUGUUGGUUACUCAGUUCAUGGGCUUUGGAUUAGCUGGUCUGCUCCGAAGAGUCGCCGUUUACCCCAUCAUGUCCAUGUGGCCCACUAUUCUCCCUACACUGGCAGUCAACAAAGCUCUUCUCGCCCCGAACCGAAGAGAGUCCAUCAAUGGAUGGACUUUGAGUCGAUACACCUUCUUCUUCAUUGUGUUCAUAGGCUCUUUUCUUUACUUCUGGGUCCCCAACUACCUGUGGCAGGCCUUUUCUACUUGGAACUGGAUGACCUGGAUUGCCCCCAAUAACGCUGAUCUUGCAAUUGUCACUGGUUCCUUUGGAGGUAUGGGAUACAACCCCAUCCCCACGUUCGACUGGAACAUGAUCACCGGAGGAAUCUCUCCCAUUCUCAUGCCCCUCUACACCUCCAUCAACUUUGUCGGUGGUGUGUUUGUCUCUGGACUGGUCAUCAUGGCCAUCUACUACACCAACAACAACUACACCCGAUGGAUCCCGAUUAACACCAACGAGUUGUACGACAACACAGGUAACCCUUUUGACGUCAAGAAGAUUCUCACCAACUUUGUGUUUGACGACGAAAAAUACAGAAAAUACUCCCCUCCGUACUACUCAGCCGCCAACCUGGUCACCUACGGCGCUUUCUUCGCCAUGUAUCCCAUGUCUUUUGUCUACUCGAUUCUGUGCCACUACGAGACGAUGGGUGUGGCUCUGAAAGACACCUGGAAGUCUCUGAGAUAUAUUCACCGAUCCAACUUUGAGGGACUUGAGGAUCCCUUCUCUCGAAUCCAGCGAAAGCACAAGGAAGUUCCCGACUGGUGGUUCUAUUGUAUUCUUCUCAUCAUGUUCGGUCUGUCUAUCGCUCUGGUUGAGCACUGGCCGACAGACACUCCUGUGUGGGUCAUUGUCCUCUGUCUGGGUCUUGUUGUCAUCUUCCUCUUCCCCUUCACCAUCUUUGCAUCUCUGACCGGUGUGUCUCUUACCCUCAACGUGCUGGCUGAGCUCAUUGUAGGAUACGCUCUUCCUGGCAAGUUCCAGGCCCUCAAUACCGCCAAAGCUCUGACUGUCCAGAUUGCUGGCCAGGCUCAGAACUACGCCAGUGACCAGAAGCUGACCCACUACGCCCACUUGCCUCCCCGAAGCAUUUUCAGUUGCCAACUGUGGGCCACUCUGGUAAACGGUCUGGUGUGUCUGGGAGUCCUCCAGUUCCAGAUGCACGAUGUAAAGGACAUCUGUGACCCCCAUAACAAGCUAAAGUUCACUUGUCCCGGAGAAACCACCUUCUUCUCCGCGUCCGUCAUCUGGGGUGUCAUUGGACCCAAGCGAAUCUUCGACCACCAAUAUCCUGCUCUCAAGUGGAUGUUUCUGCUUGGAGCUGGACUCGCCAUGUGCUUCUGGGCAGCACAGAUACUCAUCCCCAACCUGCUCAUGAAGAAGUAUCCCAUCAAGACUCGAAAGAUCCAAAAGAUCCAGCGAAUGUUGCUGUCAGUCAACCCAAUUCUCGUUGUCAAUGCCUUCAUUGCCGGUUGGGCGCCCACAAACCUCAGCUACUUCACAGGAGGCUUGUAUGUGGCGCUGUUGUUCAACGGAUACAUCAAGAACCGGUUCUUGGCUUGGUGGAGAAAGUAUGCCUAUGUGUUCUCGGCAGCCAUGGACACUGGUAUCGCGCUCAGUGGUAUCAUCAUUUUCUUUGCUGUCCAGUACAACGACUACAGCAUUUCGUGGUGGGGCAACAACGUGAUUGCCGAGGGUUUGGACUACAAUGGAGUUCCGCCUCCCCCUCUUCCCGACGUGGGCUACUUUGGACCGGGCCCUGACCAUUACCCUUAA
Yarrowia lipolytica CLIB122 is the source of this 2649-nucleotide messenger RNA. RefSeq lists its product as uncharacterized. Gene Ontology annotation, molecular function: oligopeptide transmembrane transporter activity. Lineage: Eukaryota; Fungi; Ascomycota; Dipodascomycetes; Dipodascales. Gene Ontology annotation, cellular component: plasma membrane. The record is from RefSeq and is a predicted model, not a curated record. Gene Ontology annotation, biological process: transmembrane transport.